AUGCGCUUGCCUGAGGGCUUGGUUAUAUCAGUUCAGCGGAAUGGGAGGAGUCCAGACGAUACGGUCUACACUGGCUACAUGAGUGAGGCAUCAUACAUACAGUCGUGCUAUGAAAAUGCAAUACCGAUGCUAGAUACCAAUGUGGGGUACAUCAUGAAUAAGUAUGCUCAACCUCUCCCUAUAGUAUUGAGUUCCUGGCACGAAUGGACCAAGGGGGCGGAUUCUGGUGCGUUUGCGUACAGUGUGGUGCCGGUAGUAUACUCUAUUUCAGUCCUGGCGGUAGUUACGUGGUUUUUGACCAUCUUUGUGCUUACAAAUUAUACCAUAAAGGCGUCGUUCUUGCUCCGAGCGUCUACUUCGUUGCUGUCCGUUUAUCUCUUGGUCACGGUGAUACUAACAGUGGUGGAGUUAAACAAUCAGCAGAAGCGAGGGUAUGUCCAUGGCGCAGAACUAUUGGACUAUAUAAACAACAACUUGGCUUUAAGUAUCCUCGACUUGAUUGUGGUUAUGUUGCUACAAAUCAAUCAAGCCCAAGUCAUCAUGAGAAUCUUUUCUAGACAACUGGAUAAAAGACUAAUCUUGUUAGCAGGGAUUAGUUCUACACUUGCGUCCCAAGUGAUAUGGGCCUUGACCAAAUUUUACCCCUUCGGUAGUGACGAAGCUGGUGACAUCUUACCGGCAUUCACAUACUUGGUCAGAAUUGCAAUGGGUGUGUGUUACUCAGCCCUUAUCACUGUUUACAUUUUCACAAAGGCUAAUUUAAUAAUAGCAAAUAAAAGUAUAUGGAUGCUUACAUUCUUGACUUCAGUUUUGAUUUACAGUCCGGUUGCAUUUUUCAUUGCAGAUGUUUCCAAUAAUUGGAUCAGUGAGUUAAGUGAAGUUUUCUCGUGUGUGACGUAUGUUAUCUGCGUGGUAAUUCCUUGGGAAUGGUGUAAUAAAAUGAAUUUGAUACUUAAAUUGAAAGAAAAGGAAGGUUUAUUGGGCAGAAGGUUCCAUGAAGAUGAGAUGUAUGAAUUGGAUAGGUAUGAGUUGUUCAUGGAAGAUGAGGUGGAUUCUGAAGAAGAAAGCGGUGAAGAAGAAGAAACUCUGGACGACGAAGAUGGCGAUGGUGAUAAUGUGACUGCGGACAUUUUAAAUGAAACAGGAGACGAUGAUAUUGACAAUCAACAGAACAGUGAGCCGUUACAGCGUAGAAGAAGGAGAGAUAAAAUCAAUACCGCACAAACCAAACAAGAACCUGUCCUCCAAGCACCAAGAGAACAUAAGCUAAUUUCAUUAUUGGGCAAAACGAGACUGACUAUAUUAAACAUUACGGAUGCCAUUAUUGCAACCGGUUUGGCUAUACCGAGAUCGGUCAGCGUGUCAACACCUCAAAUCAAUGUCGCAGAAGGCGACUCUUUGCAAUUGGAAAACUUCGGUGGCACAUCGUCGAGUAUGAGAAAUACGAACUCCCAAACAAAUUCAAACGCUGCAGGUCACGGAAGAAAUAGAAGAGAUGUGUUUGUCUAUGCGAGAAAGGAAGUUGUGAUAAACUUAUCGGAUACGGAUGAAUAA
Molecule: messenger RNA, 1554 nt
Organism: Dujonia railenensis
Lineage: Eukaryota; Fungi; Ascomycota; Pichiomycetes; Serinales; Debaryomycetaceae
Source: the annotation of a GenBank genome assembly